This is a messenger RNA of Contarinia nasturtii (swede midge), 2888 nucleotides long. RefSeq lists its product as uncharacterized. Lineage: Eukaryota; Metazoa; Arthropoda; Insecta; Diptera; Cecidomyiidae. Bases 1192 to 2475 code for a protein of 427 amino acids. The record is from RefSeq and is a predicted model, not a curated record. The transcript is spliced from 9 exons.
UUUUUUAACCAAUGUAUUGCCCAUAGUUAGCUAUGACUUCUAGCUAUAUUUCUGGUAGCAUGUUGAUUCCGCGUCGAAAGAAGUCUUCUUCUUUUGAAGCUAUCCAGCCAUCGACUCAUUUUCACAUUUUUUCAACAUUUUGAAUGCGUACAUCGGCCAAGCUGAUUUUGAUCGAUCGGAACAAGUGAUAAUCAGAAGGAGCAAGGUCUGGAAAGUACGCCGGUUGAUCAAGCUGAUCCCGACCGGGGUCCUCUAUCUUUUUUUUUAUCGAUGUUUGAAAUAUAUCGAAUUUUUAAAAAUCAUUCGACUAUUUUGUGUCGCAGUUUUUUGUCAUUUUUCUCUCAGUACUCUGCGUAUUGGUUGUAGUUGAUACGAAUCCCCCGUGACAGUUUUUCCCAGUUUCGGCAGGUCAUAAUACACCACACCCCUUUAAUCCCGUCCAAACCAUGAAAAUUCGGCAAUUCUGUCUAUUUUGAUUAUUGUGCGGGAUUGAACCCUGACUUUUACGUCUGGGGUUGCCGCAGCAGAUGCCGUCUUCCCUUACAGAUACAAUACGAUACAAAAAUUCCUUCCUUUCGUAUCUUUGGAGCAGUGUAUAAAACGUGAAUACACUCCUUACAACGACUUUUGGCUUCAAUUCGCGUGGCACCCAAUUUCUUUGUCCUUGCCUCAUCAUCAAUGACUUAAAACGGCUGAUUUAUCAAAAUAUAAUGCUUCUAGUGGUUUCUGAUGCAUUUUCAUGCAUCUUUAUCGAAUGAACAACGCCAAUAGCCCAUCAUUCAACAUUUUUGGUGAGUUCACAGUUUCUCAACAAAUUCACCACUUUGUUUUUCACCAAAUUCAACUUUUUCUGUGGAGAUGAGAGGUCUCAUCUCCCGCAAGUUUCCAUAACUUUUUGUUGUAUUUCCACUUUGUUUAAAGUGAAAAAAUCGAAUACAAAAGGACCCCAGGGAAAAACAUAGAAUCACGAUCCAUUUUGAAUCGGUUCAAAAAUAAUGACACUGUGUCAAAAAUAAAUUUUUCUGCUCUGAAUUAGAUUGGCAAAUGUCACAUGUACAAAAUGCAAUUGGAUUCACCUGUCAAACUUCAUACAAGUUUAAGUGGCGACAUCUAACAGUCAACGAUACAAUAAAGUUCAAAUUAUACACUAUGUUCGAUGAAUACCGAGAUCCACAAAACCAAUGAGUUCUUAUGCUUUCCGGAGAUCAAUGUAAUGGUGUAAGCGAAUUGGCUGAAGGACAUUCAUACAUUAGGGGCCGUUGUAAGCAGCUAGGCAAUUUAUAUAGUCCAAGUCGAGAUGAUGGGCGUUGCUUUUACAAUUCCGAUUAUGAAUUUUUAUUGCACAAAGACGAAUUUGGAUCACCAGUAGAUGUUAUCGAAAAACAAUCGGAGGACAUAUGUCGUCGGGUGUCAAUGACACCCGGCGAUGUAAGCAAUAAUCACGAUAUACAGACGCCCACCAAUGAAAGACCAAGAACUUUGGCCAGCGUUGGUACUUGUACCAGCGACCGGCGAGCAUCGCGUGACAUUGCGGUACAAGCAUUCAGCCUUGAAAUCGAAGAGGAGAAAAAAAAAUUGUAUGAUAGCCAAAUUGAAAAGCAGCCGUCCACGUCUCAAGCCAAAAUUGGUUGCGAUACAAAACGCAAAGAAUUUCGUAAAUGCCCACAAAGCGAAUCAUAUUUUAUACGUGAACAUCGACCGUCAAUUUUUUUAAGAAGAGAUUCGUGCCACUUUCAUAAGCUUAUUUCCCCACGAAAUGAAAUCGUUGUCGCCCAUUGUCCAGGCACGACUCCAAUACUAGAAUAUGCCGAGAGCUUUGAAUCAUACAAAUCUCACGAAGGAGCGAAUUCGAUUGAAGUGUCUAAUAAUGAGUAUCAGAAACCAUGCUAUUGUUUUGAUCACUGUCAUGAUAGCAUAGACAGUGCCGAAGCAGCCGCACAUCGAUAUAGUACAAGUUCAUCAGAUAGUUCAGCCAUAACGAAAAUUGCCGUUGAAAAUAUCGAAUCGAUGACAGCAGCAGCGGCAGCAACAGCAAUGCGUCGCCCAAGUAAAUGGAAAUCUAGUUUGGUGUACUUUAUGGAUCCAUGCAUCGAAGACUCAGCUGAAAAUGCGGUUGAAGGGGAAUAUAGCGAGAAAGAGCAAGAGAAACCAUUGUUGGAAGAGCAUGAAAACGGAAAUGUACCGACCGUAACUACUUCAUAUGAAAAACGUUCAAAUUAUCGCAAAAAAAAUGCUGACGAUUCGAAAAGUCGAUCGGCGGAGGGUUCAACUAAUCGAAAUGUUGAAGGUAUUGAACUAGCAAAUGAAGUGUGUCCAUUUGGAUUAGCCAAAAAUUUAGAAAAGCAAAUUUGUAUCAUACCAUCACGAAAGAAAAAAUCUUCCGGGCGCCCCAGCUUUCUGAAACUUGUGACAUUAAUCCUUAUAGGCUCAGCAAUACUUAUAACUAGUGCAGCGCUAAAAGAAGCUUAUUAUUAACAAACACACAAAUACACACAUUCUCUCUCUCUCUCACACAUACACACACGAAAUAUUAUUAUUAUUUUAGAAUUAAUUGCUAUGUAUACGCGAUUUAAAGCUGUCAUUAUAAAGUAAAAAAAAUCAACUAAAAUAGAACACAAAUCUCGGUCAUUAUGCGAUUUAUGAAUCAUAAGUCUUAACGAGUCUUAAGUAUAUAAUAAUAAAAAAAAGAAAAAUCACACAAUAUCGUUUCAUUAAUAUUCACAAGAUUUUUUCUCUGUUAUUGUUAUUGAAAAUAAAAACAAACUUGUUCAACAUCAAUAUGAUGAAAUACUGAAACAAACGAAUCUUUGUGUAUUUUACACAAAAGGAAAUGAAAAAAAUUCUUGAUUAUUAUAAAUACUGUUAAUUUAUUUUUGAAGAAGAAAAAA